Molecule: messenger RNA, 1869 nt
Organism: Amblyraja radiata (thorny skate)
Lineage: Eukaryota; Metazoa; Chordata; Chondrichthyes; Rajiformes; Rajidae
Gene: sp9
Product: sp9 transcription factor
Exons: 2
Coding region: 103-1455 (450 amino acids)
Biological process (GO): regulation of transcription by RNA polymerase II
Molecular function (GO): DNA-binding transcription factor activity, RNA polymerase II-specific; RNA polymerase II cis-regulatory region sequence-specific DNA binding
Source: RefSeq, a predicted model, not a curated record
GGCAGUGAGUGAGCACACACCAUCCUCAACUCUGACAGCGUAGUUUCCUUUCAUUUAAGGACACCGCACAGUCAAAAACAAAAAAAGAAGAAAGAAUCCGCCAUGGCAACCUCAAUACUUGGGGAAGAACCCAGGUUUGGGACCACUCCGUUGGCAAUGCUGGCCGCCACUUGUAACAAGAUUGGCAACACAAGCCCACUGACAACUUUGCCAGAAUCCAGUGCAUUUGGGAAGGGCGGAUUUCAUCCAUGGAAACGUUCCGUCUCCAAUUGUAACCUGGGGUCAGGCCUGUCAGGAUUCAGCGUGGCCAACAGCCGAGCUUCGGGCGGCAUGAACAACGGGUUCUCGGUCAGCAACGGUUCCGGGAACAGCGCCUUCUGUUUAGCUUCCACUUCUCCAACGUCUACUGCCUUUAGCACCGAGUACAACCUCUUCUCCAACUCCGUCUCGGCGAAUGUCAACACGCAGGACACGGGACAGUCGGCGUUCAUAUCCAAAGUCCACUCGUCCGCUGACACGCUCCAGGGAAUGUACCCCAGGGUCGGGAUGGCUCAUCCAUAUGAAUCCUGGUACAAAUCCGGGUUCCACACCAGUAUUUCGGGCGAAGUUGGCAGCGGAGCGUCCUCCUGGUGGGAUGUGCACACUAACCCCAGUUGGCUGGAAGUCCAGAAUCCAAACGGUGGCCUCCAGCCCUCCCUGCACCCUGGGGCUGCCCAGGCGUCCCUGCAUACACAGCUGAGCACUUACAACGCAGACUUCUCCACCCUGAGCCACUCCGCCUUCAGCUCCACGGGCAUCGGUUCCCCCGCUUCUCACCUGUUGUCCACGGGGCAACAUCUCCUCGCUCAAGAUGGCUUCAAGCCUAUGAUUCCAUCCUAUACGGAUUCCACCUCGGCUGCAAUCACAGGCAACUCCAUGAUUUCAGGCCCCUCAGCUUUGGGAAGCUCGGCCAGGUCUUCCCGACGAUACUCUGGCAGAGCAACCUGCGACUGCCCCAACUGCCAGGAGGCCGAGCGCCUUGGACCUGCCGGAGCCAGCCUUCGGAGGAAGGGCCUCCACAGCUGUCACAUCCCGGGCUGCGGUAAGGUCUACGGCAAGACUUCUCACCUCAAGGCACACUUGAGGUGGCACACUGGCGAGCGGCCUUUCGUUUGUAACUGGUUGUUCUGCGGCAAACGCUUCACCCGAUCGGACGAGUUGCAGAGACAUUUGAGAACCCACACGGGAGAGAAACGCUUCGCCUGUCCGGUCUGCAACAAACGCUUUAUGAGAAGCGACCAUCUAAGUAAACACAUCAAAACACACAGCGGCGGCGGAGGCAAAAGGGGCAGCGACAGUGACACCGACACCAGCAACCUGGAGACCCCUAGAUCAGAAUCGCCAGAUAUCCUAAUGGAGGCUGUGCACUCCAAUAGAGCUAUCAAAUCAGCUACUCUGGUACAAAACGAUUCCUAAAUCUAAUCCCCACAACGGGAAAUUAUUCAAACUUUAUGUCCAAUAUGACCAGUAAGUACCUGGAGUUCCAAGCCCCGUACUCUCACGGAAGCUACAUCUUGAAAAAAGGUGAGCAAAUGUACAUCAAAUGCUUGGGACUUGUUUCUCUAUGUAUAAGAUUGUCUAAAAUUCUAUGUACAGAAAAGUUCAAAGUGUCCUGUGUUUCCUUUUUUUUCAUUGUAUGUGUUUGAUAAAAACUAUUUUGUGACCGGGUCGCACUUGAAACUGGGAGAUAUAUGAUUUCGAUGCACUUUGUGAAAGUCGAUAUGUAGUAAAUUGCAUAUUAAUCAGCUCGUCCACUAUAUGAACUGCAAAUCCGCGCCGCAUAAAGUAUUAUAUGCAUUUAUCUGUAUAAAUAAAUUGUGCAAAUACAAA